AUGAAUCCUUCAAGCUCCGAAAGGUCAGCAUCUAGCACGGGGUCAGGCUCACCUGAGAAAAGGCCAAAAGAGCAAGCGCCGUCGAACACGACGAAAGCCGUCGAAGGAAAAGCUGCAGGAGAGGCUGAGUCUGACUCUGACGCGCAGGCCGAAGAGGUUGAAGAGGAGAAGGAGGAAGAAGACGAGGAAGAGGAUCCUGAGGAAGAGGAAAAGGAAGGAGAAGAACAGAGUGACAAGGAGGCGAAUGAUAAGGAGGCGAAGGAUCCUGAUGACAGCUCUGAGGACUCGUCACAGGAAGUGCAGGCAGCGAAGGAGGAGACACGCGUUCGGCUUGUGCCGGCCGGCCGAGCCCGCUCGCGCUCCUCUGGAGACAAGAAGGACGGCAGGCGGUCCAAGUCUGACAAGAAGGACCGGUCUGCCAGCAAGCGGAAGAGGCGCUCCUCAAGCUCUCGUAGCCGCAAGCGCAAGUCGCCCAAGCGGGCAAGUCGAGUGGGUCCUAUACUGUCGAAGCGCCGCUCGCGGUCUAGAUCCGCGAGAAACAACAAGGAUCGCAUGAGGCGGUCUAAGUCAAGAAAGAAGGCAAGGUCGUCCAGCAGGCGGAGGAGGCGCUCUUCCAGCUCUAAAGGUCGCAAGAGGAGGAGCACUUCGAAAGCCAGAGCAGCAACGAACAAGGCUAUCAUUGUGGGAGAUGGUCAGGCCAAAGCCCCAAGAUUGGCCACUGCUCCUGAAGUUAAAAAAGAAGGCGACUCCAAGCCAACCGGUCAGACCCCGGCCUUGUCUGCUGCUGAAGAGCUGCGGCAGGCGUUAUUUGGGAACGCGAAACCUGCGCAACCAGCUCCGAAGCCGGCGCCCGCCCCGAAGAUCUCUUUUGGCUUGCCAAAGAAGCCGCAGGUCAUGGACUGGAGAAGGCGCUCGACGGCGGAGACGAAGCCCUUGCAGCAGAACACUGGCAUGGUGGCUGUUCCAGGCUCCGAAUUUGCCUUUCGAGCGCAUGCAGGCGAGCUGGCUGCAGCUGUUGCAGCUGCACAAGCCCUGCACAAUCCGCGAAACCGAGAGAUUUCGCGAAAGAUUGCUACCCUGCUGGAGCAAUGUCCUCCCAUGUCUGACGAUGCUUUGACUGCGUUGCGGGCUCUUCCUUCUGAUCAGGUUGUUCAGGUGCUUCAAACUCUAGCCAGCAGGCGCGGCGAGAUUACAGAUCCCUCAGUCUGGGUCAACCACGUGGUCAGUCGGCUUGCAGUAGCAGCCUUCAAUACCGCGCAGGGGGUGCCUCUGCCGUCAACUAUGGUGACAGAAAUGCUGAACAGGCAUCUGCCGAAGUUGGCAACAGCUGCCAAGUCACUGCUGCUACAAAUCCCAGAGGUGGAAGCCAUCAAGAUUAUACAAGAUCACCUCACCUAUCGUGGCGAUGCUUCGGACUCAAUCUUCCAGGCAGCUACGACUCAUCUGCAGCAAGGAAUUGCUGCUGCUUCUGCUGCUUCUGCUUGCAGCGCGGUGUACCCGAUGACCAUGGAUGCUUUCAGCAUGGGCUGUGGAAUGAUGCCCAUGGCCAUGCCCGGAUGCUUUGGUGCUAUGAUGCCCGGCCAGAUGGCUCCGAUGGCAGGAUGUGGCAUGAUGGGCUGCGCCUGGGGAGGUGCAAUGCCGUGUGCCACAAAUGGCACCACGGAAGUUGCCACAGAAGCGGCCGGCACAGCUGCCCCUGAAGCAGCUGCGACUGCACCAGCGGCAGCUGCGCCAGCAUUGGAGGACACCGAUGCACCUGCUGAGGAGGCUGCUGCAUUCACGCAGGACGCGGCAGAUGCAGAUGUGUCGGCUGAGGAUGAGGACAACCUGCCGCAGCAGGAGUUUGUGAGCUCACUUGCAGGUGUAGCGCCCUUGAAGCAGGAGCAGCCAGGUGCGCAUGCUUCUGGUCCAGCUGUGUCUGUGGGCGUCCCUACAGUUCUUCCGGGGCUAGAUGAGGCUUUGUAUCGAGAAGCAGAGGAAAGGAAACAUCGUCAACAGCUUCGAGAGCAGGAGGCUUUGUUUUACGCUCUCCAGCAGGCACAGCCAAAACUUGGCCGCACAUCAAAAGCAUUGUGUCACAUCCGUUUGGAACGUGAGCUUCGUGCAGCAUUCCAGAGUUGUCCACAGCAUUGCUACAUUGACUCUGUUGGACAAAGCUGCCAGCUUGCCAUCCCGAGAUCAAGACUCGGUGAGAUACUGGAAGCAACGGACUUCUUAUCUGCGGGCGAAGAGAGAGUGUUCUGUGAAAAGCUGAGCUUAUUGUUGGACCGGGAAGAGACUGGAAUGAUCCGUUUCAGCAAGCUGCUUGAUUUCUUGCUGACCGCUUUGGAUGCAGCAGCAAGCUUUCCAGAUCGGCCCUCUCCUUCAUUGACGCCUCUGAGCUUGGAGGAUGAAUGUUUCAACCAGCUGGAAUGGCAGUUGUCAAGGGCCUUCACGCGAAUGCUCUCGAAUCGCCACUGCCGUGCGACAACGCGAUCAUGCCACCGUCGGCUGUCAGAUGCAGGGGCUGAAGGCCCUGGAGACCUCAGGCAACGUUUGCCACCUCGCCAACGUUUGCAGAGACCUUCAUCUGCCGAUGGGCGUGACAAGGCGGUUUCUCGUUGCCACCUACUCUACCACCAGGCCAUCUUUGCUGCUCGCGAAGGGGCUCAACUCGAGGAUGAGAUCAAGCAGCUAAAAGAGCUUGAAGAGAUGCGAGAAUGCACCUUCCGGCCUCACUUGGUUGCCUCCUUGCGUCAUUUUCGUCCAUCCCCGCGGCCGCAGGUGCGCAACUUUGACUCGACAGUUGCUCGCAUGAAAAAUGCUCACAAGCAGCAUCAAGAGAAGCGAGAGAUGUGUACCCGAAUUCCCAGCGGCGAGAACUACGAGAGGCUGAGAAGACUGGGAAUGCAACCCUUCUCCUGUGCCUUCCGUGAGCAAAGUGAGCGGCCCCAACUUUUGGUCUAUGUAGAUGUUAAGGUGGCACCUGGCAGAACUGGUCGCAUCGGAGUGCAUGAGGGCGACGAUUUGAGGUUGCUUGCGCGAAACUUUGCCAAGACUUUUCAGCUGGAUAAAGCCGCUCAGGAGCGCCUUGAGCAAAUGCUCCAGCAGGCUUAUGAGCAGGAUGCUGAUGCUGAGUACUUGAAGAAGACCACGCAGGAGUACGUCCUGGCCAGCAGCGACAAGCUUUCAACGCCGGAGGUGGUUGGCUAUGACUUCAACAAAGGUGUGGACUACAGUGCCAUCCUCUCCUCCUACAGCAGAACAGGCUUUCAGGCGACAAAUCUGGCAAAGGCCAUCGAAGAGAUCAACCGGAUGCUGGAUUGGUCUCUGGCAGAUGAUCCCUUGCCCGACGAUGAGCGGCAAAAGGUCCGGACCAAGAUAUGGCUGUCCUACACGUCGAACUUGAUAAGUUCUGGGCUCCGUGAGAGUCUCCGCUUCUUAGCGCAGAAUAGCAUGGUUCAGGUAAUGAUAACCACUGCUGGUGGGAUUGAGGAGGACAUCAUAAAGUGCCUGGCACCCACACACCUUGGGGAAUUCGCUCUAGAGGGGGCUGGCCUGCGACGGCGAGGAAUCAAUCGCAUAGGAAACCUUCUGGCACCCAAUGACAACUACUGUCUCUUUGAGGACUGGAUCAUGAAGAUUCUGGAUGCUAUGCAUGAUGAGCAAGAGAAAGACGGAAUUGUUUGGUCUCCGUCCAAGAUGAUCCAUCGCUUUGGAAAGGAGAUCAACCACCCUGACUCCGUCUGCUAUUGGGCAUAUCGCAACAACAUCCCGCUCUUCUGCCCGGCGAUCACAGAUGGCUCCAUUGGUGAUAUGCUAUACUUCCACAGCUACAAGAGAAGCGGCCUCGUGGUGGACCUGGUGCAAGACAUCCGCAGAGUGAAUGAUGAAGCCAUGAAAGCCCGGAAGACAGGCGUCAUAGUUCUUGGAGGCGGUCUGGUGAAGCACCAUUGCAUGAACGCGAACCUAAUGCGCAAUGGCGCUGACUUCGUGGUGUAUGUGAACACGGCCCAGGAGUUUGAUGGCUCCGAUAGCGGCGCGCGGCCAGAUGAGGCGGUGAGCUGGGGAAAGAUCCGGAUGGAUGCAAAGCCUGUCAAGGUUUACGCGGAGGCAACGCUUGUAGUGCCACUGAUCGUGGCCGAGACGUUUGCGGCGAGGUUGCACAACGGACAGUGGCAGCCUGAAGGCCGCAUUUUCAACAAGGCCUUCACUGCAUCCGAGCUGGAGAGGGAAAAGAAAAAAGUUUUCCCUGACAGUUAG
This is a messenger RNA of Symbiodinium pilosum, 4242 nucleotides long. The record is from the annotation of a GenBank genome assembly. Lineage: Eukaryota; Dinophyceae; Suessiales; Symbiodiniaceae.